AUAAGGACGGCAGCGGAACGUUAACUCGUGACGAGUUGCUCAUUGUGCUCGAGGGAAGUGGAAUGGUUGAAGCAAAAGCCGACAAGUUAAUGAGCAAGUUGGACCUCAAUGGGGAUGGCAUAAUUACGCUAGGAGAGUACAAAAUUGCGCUUAACAUAUCAAGUCAGCCUAUGGAUGCGUGGAAAGAGAUGUUUGAAGACCUUGACAAAGACGGAAGCGGAACCGUAACUGCCGACGAAUUGAAGGAGUUCCUUCGUCAAACGGGUUCCGAGAACUUGCAAGAGACCAUAGAUGAAUGGAUGGAAGACUAUGACACAAAUAAGGAUGGCAAACUAAGUUAUCAGGAAUUUUUGGGAUUCGUCGCAUCUCUUGAAUGCUGA
Molecule: messenger RNA, 380 nt
Organism: Dibothriocephalus latus
Lineage: Eukaryota; Metazoa; Platyhelminthes; Cestoda; Diphyllobothriidea; Diphyllobothriidae
Source: the annotation of a GenBank genome assembly